AAACAGGCUGCGAUGACGAGCUCAAGACCAGUCACACGACGGUGCAAGUUCAGCUCUCAGCAUGUAAAUGAAUGACGCUGACUGGAUCACAAGAACUAUGACAGCGUUCAACAGUAACUUUCCGCUGCCGGUCAGAUGUACACUGAAACUGUAAGGCGGGUUGGACUCAUGUAACCGAAGCUGUGUGAGUUUCAGUCCGUGUUCAGCGGAGAAUAUACCGAAUAUACUAACAUACCUCGCGCUGCAAGAAAAGAACGAGGGGAAGAAAGAAAGAAUGACAGAUAUAAUAAACAACCCAGAUCACAGUCGAGGAGACUUCACUGUGAGUGACUCAGGAGAGCAAGGUGUUUCCUUUCAGAUUUUCCCAGAGACACAGGAGCGCCACCCCAAGCUGUCCAAACGCCUGCCCUCCAUUGUGGUGGAGCCCACAGAUGGAGAGGUGGAGAGCGGAGAGUUACGUUGGCCCCCAGAUGACCUGAGAAGCACAGACCCUUCCAGCAAUAAGCACACACCCUCCCAAGAGAUCACACAGAUGUCUGAUUCACCAACCCAGAUAACUCACAGCAAGAGUGCAGAUGAAGUCAAGUGCAGCAGUGUGGAAACAUCAGGAGCAGCUGAGCAUAACUGAAAUUUAACAAAGACAUUAUCGCAAGUCUUUUAUUAUUACAAGUCUCAGUUCUCACUCUAAAGAUUCUCACACAUAGAAACACAAACCACACAUACAGUACACACUGACAACCAUAUGAGCAGCCAGUCCGACGGGAAGCAGUAUAGAAGAUCAGGGCUCACAAUGCCAUAUCUGAGCACCUUUUACAACACAUACAUAGCUUUAAUAUGAGUCUUUUUCAACACUUUUUAAAAGUCUUUUCUAGUUUUCAAUAUCAAACUCUUAACACAUUUUUCAAUGACUUCUGAGGAUAUGAUAGAACAGUUCUGGCUUCACACAUCUUACAUUGCACUCAAUUGGAAUGCCAAGUGUAUCUGACUUUCCUGAUACUGACAUUUUGAACUGGUUAUGAACAAGCUCUAACAUGUUAAAUAUUGAGUAAUUUUAGAUUACACAACAAAAUUUGAAGGGAUGCACCACCUUAUUGUCAUAUUCAUAUUUAAUGGUAAAUUUAAAUGCACAACAUUCAUUUAUAAACAAAUACAAACGUGUAAAUAAUUUUUUGGAGCUACUUUGAAAUUAAAGACCCCAUAAAAUUGCUUGAUGAACACAGCUUUCUUUGCUGAGUUGAUGCAUUUCCUAUUGAAACAGUAAAUUGAGGUGGGACAUAUGAAAGGGAUCGUCCCUUAUGAAUUGCCAAUAGCUUUUAUAUUUCAUCACAGCCAUGAUUUUCUGCUUGCUAUUGAUAGUCAGAAUUUGGUAGUAUUGGAGGGGACAUUCAGUGCAGUGUUAGCCAUCCAUAAUUUUGCUCUGUAUUCCCUAAAUAGAAAAUCUAUCCAUUUUAAAUGUAUAUUUCUGCUAAUAGUGAAUUUUUCCAACUUUUAGGAAUAUAGAUGGCCUUGAAGCAAACAGAUAUGGACUAAAAGCCACACAACUCCAGUUUUGAUUUCAUGGGGUAUUUAAACAAACAAUAUAGGACCAAGUCUUAACCAAGAGUGAAAUAUUACAUUAUUAAUUCUAAAUCAAAUGCAUUGUUUGGCUUCUCACUAGCCACUUCUGGUUUGAGAUGCUUUAUUUAUCCAUGUCAAAUCCAGAGAGAUGCAUUGAUUUAGUAUUAUGCCUUCACUUUGAUGAAUCCCAAAAGCCUGUGAAUACACUCUCUAUAAUCAGACUAUUGCAGUGACCACUGUGAAUCUCAUAUUCAUGUGGACAUUAUUCAUUACACCCUCAAAACUUUCUGUGAAGAGACUCCAUCCUCUCUCUGCACCAUCUGGCUGAGGCUUGUGAGGAACGGCUGCAACAGAACUUCAAACAUGUCAAUCAUUAUGAGGACAAUCUCGCCAAACCCUGUCUGUCUCUCUGCAGACUUCCAGUUAUUAGAGGCUUGUCGUGCACAUACACAAUUCUUUCAAAGCUGUGCUAAACAAAGCACAAUAGCUGGAGCUGGAAUCCUCUACUGGACAGAGACUGUAUACAGUGUGUUGGGGUCAUCUCAAGUUAACCCCUGGCUUUAAUUAGCAGAGUUUGUUGAGUUAAGCAUCACUGUCACUAUAGAGUGCAACAGUAUGGUUCUGGUAGUUAAAGAGAAACAUUAAUUUCCCCAAAAGAUUAAUACAUUUUUAACUUUAACUUGUAGAUCUCUAAAGAGAGACCUACCAUGAGCUUACUGGUGCCAUCUUGCAAAUGUCCUAUUUACAGUCAGCUGUGAUACAUUUAUUCUGUGAGCAAAAGUGUCUGAUGAAAGGGGGCAACUAAGAUAAAGAGAGUAGUAUUCGGCUUGUCAUGUCAUCUUAUCAUGGCCACCACCAAGAGGGGAGACCUGCUUCAUGUAGAAUAAAAACGCUUUUAUUAGGCUACUAUUAUGACUUGAGUCUUCCUCUUUUACAUGAUUUUAAACAUAUUUCAAAAGUACUAUUCAUACAGAGUGCACCUUUAAUCAUUAAAUCCCCACGGUAAAACUGGCUUGAUGUGUAUUUAUAUUGUAUAGAGUCUAUAUUUUAAAAUCUAAUUUUCUUUACUGUAACAUUGUUAUACUACUGUAACUGGAGGCACAAACACAGCUUAUCACCAUCAGAAGAGACUGCCAUCUCCUUUUAUAAUUGUUUUGAUUUGCAUGCAUUAAACAUGUCUUUUGGUCCUCUUUUUUUAAUGAAUAACUGGAGAUUAAAAAAUUUACAAACAGACGCAUCUACUGGAAAACUUGGACGUUUAUCCUGAUCAGACCAUUCAUUUUAUUUACUAAGAUUGCAUCUGAUUUCCUUCUUUCUCUAUAAAAAUUUAUAGUAAAAUAUAUUGUUAAUAUUUUAAAAGACAUUUUUUCACAGCAUGUAAAUGUUUAAUACGCACUUAGUUUUCUUGUUUGUUUGAUUUUUAGUUAAUAAAGAUUAAUA
Xyrauchen texanus (razorback sucker) is the source of this 2997-nucleotide messenger RNA. RefSeq names its product protein LBH-like. The record is from RefSeq and is a predicted model, not a curated record. The coding region runs from base 275 to 628 and encodes 117 amino acids. The transcript has 4 exons. NCBI's taxonomy places the organism in Eukaryota, Metazoa, Chordata, Actinopteri, Cypriniformes, Catostomidae.